CGGCCCCUCCCGCCGUGCCGUGGCCUGCGGUGGCGGGCGCCCAUCGCCCCCUGUCGGCCGAGACGGGAACGGGCGCGGGGGGGGUUCGGAAAAGGCGCUGUCGCCGUCCCUGCCUUUUCCUGAUCAGCUGAGAGUUUCUGCUGUCGUCAACGGGGGAGGGAGGCUGGAAGCGGCAGGAUGUUGGGCGAUUUGCUGCUUUUCGGGACGCUGUUGGUUAAUGCUGGAGCUGUCUUGAAUUUCCGGCUGAAGAAGAAGGAAAGUCAAGGGUUUGGUGAAGAAAUCAGAGAACCAACCACAGGUGAUAAUAUCAGGGAGUUUCUGCUGAGUCUGAGAUACUUCCGGAUAUUCAUUGCACUAUGGAAUAUCUUCAUGAUGUUUUGCAUGAUUUUGCUAUUUGGAUCGUAAACCUCUUUGGAGAACUGAGACCGUGUGAUAACGAAGGGAUGACUUCCAGACAGAAAUAUUGGCAGUAUUGGUGGAAAUAAAAUAUGUUAUUUUUUAAGUGUCGAAUUUUAGCCUGCUUGGAUGUAUUAAAAGGGAUGCUUUGUCACCAAGUUCUGUCUA
Messenger RNA from Pogona vitticeps (central bearded dragon), 564 nucleotides. RefSeq names its product small integral membrane protein 7 (gene SMIM7). Lineage: Eukaryota; Metazoa; Chordata; Lepidosauria; Squamata; Agamidae. The record is from RefSeq and is a predicted model, not a curated record.